AUGCGGUGCCCCCUAGAUGCGCCGGGGCCUAGUUUCAGCUCGUGCCACGUCGGUGACCCUAAUUUCACCUGGGACCACCUCUGUGGAGGCCGUGAGUGGCGCCCGCGAGAGACGGCCCGUUUCCUAGGCUUGGCGGCUCGCGGCCGCGCCGGGCCGGGCCGGGCCGGGCCGGCGCCGUCACCACGCCGCCCCCGCCGCCGCCCCCACGUCCCGCCCGAGGACUCCCGAUUAAUUAAAGCGGCCUCCACUUUUCUUGCCGCCCCCGGCGGCGGCGCUGCUGGGGUGGGGGCGGCGGCCCCCGCGGACGUGCCCGGCGGCCGGAAUGGGCUGCUUGGCGCGGGUCAUCCGUCUGCCACCGGCGCCGGCGGCGGCAGCGGGGGCGGCGUCCGUCAUCUUGCGCCGCCCCCACCGCCCCCGUGCCGGCUCAGCCGCAGAUAA
Molecule: messenger RNA, 438 nt
Organism: Schistocerca serialis cubense
Lineage: Eukaryota; Metazoa; Arthropoda; Insecta; Orthoptera; Acrididae
Product: mitogen-activated protein kinase kinase kinase 12-like
Exons: 2
Coding region: 1-438 (145 amino acids)
Source: RefSeq, a predicted model, not a curated record